Messenger RNA from Nicotiana tabacum (common tobacco), 465 nucleotides. Lineage: Eukaryota; Viridiplantae; Streptophyta; Magnoliopsida; Solanales; Solanaceae. The record is from RefSeq and is a predicted model, not a curated record.
AUGUUACGGCAAGGGCACCUCAAAGAGUUGUUGAGCGAUAAGGGAAGGACUAACUUUGCCAGAGGACCUGAACAUCAAGGCCUACCAUCGCCAGCUCGUACCAUCAACAUGAUCAUCGGCGGUAGCAAUAACGCCUCUAUCUAUAAUGUGAAUUUUACCACCACUCACAAACUCAAUCGGUCUAUCACCCGCGAACAGUACUACGGACUCGAAGAAAGUAUCAUCUUCGAUGAGUCGGAUGCCAAUGGUUUGACUUUCCCUCAUAAUGAUGCCCUUGUUAUUACUUUACGCAUUUUAGAUACCGAUGUCAAACGUAUCAUGGUGGACGAUGGAAGUGGUGCAUACAUUAUCCAUCCUCUAGUCCUUACCCAAAUGAGGCUCGAGGAUAAGUUAGUGUUGUGUUGCAUCACGCUAACCAGUUUUAAUAAUGCAAUUGAGCAAAUAUCCGGGGAAAUUACACUGUAA